This is a messenger RNA of Anisakis simplex (herring worm), 159 nucleotides long. The record is from the annotation of a GenBank genome assembly. Lineage: Eukaryota; Metazoa; Nematoda; Chromadorea; Rhabditida; Anisakidae.
AUGGUCAAUGCGUGCGUAGAAUCACUGAAAAAUGUACAGUGUGGUACUUGCGAGAAGGGCAUCGCAAAUGGCACUGAAUUCUACGCAUUGCUCUUUGAUAAACAUCCGGAAUUACGUCACUAUUUCAAAGGACAUGAAAAUCUGACCGGUGAAGAGGUG